AUGAUUGUAAGUGCUCUAGAUGGUGAUGAUACGCUCACAGCUACCCAAGUUUCCCAUAAACUUAAGCAACAAUUAGCUUAUGUUCCUCAUCAGAAAAGAGCUGAAGACAACUUGGAUUUGAGAGAUGAAGAUCUUAAUGGCUGUGAUAUAGCCAAAGCACAGUAUUCCAACGAUGAAACGUUGUUUUCCCUAAGAAACAGGCGCAAGGAGAAUCAUAGAUUACCGAGUAAAGAGGUACCAGAACAGAAGAUUAAAGAAAAGCUUUUGCAAAGUUUCGAUGAUGAAACCCUAAGCUCUGUUAUGAAUGAAGUGAUCACAGAGAAUGACUGGAAAUUUGUCCAGCUUGGGCUUGCUCUAUUUUAGAACAUUUUAGCCAUUCAAGACAUCUCGUUGCAGUAGAAGGCUGGGAGUCUGCAUGCCACUCAAUUUUUGUCUCUGAGUAACCAAUUUUUGGAGCUGUUAUUCUUCAUUGAUUUAGAAGAUGAGUUGUUAUUUUUGGGGAAAUCUGUGUUAUAAUGCACAAUAGUAUGAAUUGGGAUAUGCUACUA
Messenger RNA from Vitis riparia (riverbank grape), 548 nucleotides. RefSeq lists its product as uncharacterized. The transcript is spliced from 3 exons. Bases 1 to 363 code for a protein of 120 amino acids. The record is from RefSeq and is a predicted model, not a curated record. NCBI's taxonomy places the organism in Eukaryota, Viridiplantae, Streptophyta, Magnoliopsida, Vitales, Vitaceae.